AUGAGCGUCCAUAGCGACAGUGAUAUAGAUGAAAUAUUGAGCCCAGAUGACGGCGAAGAAGAAGAACAGAUAAUAAAAAAUAAAGUUGAUAUGAAAAAAGCCAUUAUAUUCGAAAAUAUUAGACGAUUAGAGGAGAUCGAUAAGACUGUACAACUACAUAAAACUGCGACCGAAAAAUCUAAAAUAGCAAAAAAGAUGAUGAAUACUAAAGAAGAAGAAUGUUUUGAUGAGGAAAAUAAUAAUAUAGUAAACUCUGUAGUACAAAAAAAUAAAGUAACAGAAACAUUUGAUUUGGGCAAGACUAUAAUCGUUAAAUAUUAUAUUAAAAAAAAGUGGAAGUAUUAUGUCGGUGUGAUAACCGAAACAAAUGAUAACCAGCUCGACAAAAGCAAGAAUACUCCUCGUACUUAUUCACUUAAAUCAACAUUUAAUACAUCCAUAACUAUGGAAUCCAUCAAGGAGUCUUUGUCUACACUGACUGAUAUGUUUAACGCCCGGAUGAAUGAAUUUCAGCAAGACUUGCAUAAAACUUCGUCAUCUGUUUCAUCUAGCGCCCUGCCAACUGAAUUUAAUAACUUCAGGAGCUUCAUUGUUUCCGUGCUAAACACUUUGCAACGUCAAGUUGAAUAUCUUGCUUUAGAGGUUGACCGGCAUGAAAUGAGAAGAAGGCGUAAGAUGAUUCUUUUCCACGGUGUCCCAGAGAUUAAAAAUGAAGAUAGUGCAGCCAGAAUCACAAGUUUGAUCGCUGACCAUCUCGAUCUGCAGAACUUUUCUACCGAAAGCAUUAAAGACUCUUAUCGCUUAGGCCGCCCCGCCGACAAGCCUAGGCCUAUCGUAGUGAAAUUUAGCGAUGUUAAUGUGCGUAAUAAAGUGUGGUUCGCCAAAACCAAACUCAAAGGCACUGGUUUCACCCAGUCGGACUUCCUCACGAAGAGUAGGCACGAAGCGUUUCUGGAGGCAAGGCAGCGUUUUGGUGUCACCAAGUGCUGGACUCGGGAUGGGUGCAUCCACAUUAUAGCCCCGGAUGGGUCUCGGCAUCGUGUGGAGUGUAAACUGGAUUUAAGUGUAAUUCCGAGCAAUCCAGUUAAAUCGCCGCAGAACGUAUCAGUUCCCAAAACAACAGACAAAGUGGUGGCUUCUCGCGUUAAACGAAUAGUAAAAAAA
Molecule: messenger RNA, 1164 nt
Organism: Brenthis ino (lesser marbled fritillary)
Lineage: Eukaryota; Metazoa; Arthropoda; Insecta; Lepidoptera; Nymphalidae
Source: the annotation of a GenBank genome assembly